This is a messenger RNA of Helianthus annuus (common sunflower), 1276 nucleotides long. Its product is annotated as serine/threonine-protein kinase SRK2A. Gene Ontology annotation, biological process: protein phosphorylation; intracellular signal transduction. The transcript has 9 exons. Gene Ontology annotation, molecular function: protein serine/threonine kinase activity; ATP binding. The coding region runs from base 98 to 1162 and encodes 354 amino acids. The record is from RefSeq and is a predicted model, not a curated record. Lineage: Eukaryota; Viridiplantae; Streptophyta; Magnoliopsida; Asterales; Asteraceae.
AUAUAUACACACACAUACUUUGUAUCUAUACAUUUCAACAUACAUACAUACAUACACAAAGUAUAGGCAGCCCGUCGGAAACUCAUCCGUCGUCUCCAUGGACAAGUAUGAGGUGGUGAAGGAUCUUGGGGCGGGUAAUUUCGGUGUGGCUAGGCUCUUGAGACAUAAAGAGACUAAAGAACUUGUUGCAAUGAAAUACAUCAUGCGCGGUCAAAAGAUUGAUGAAAAUGUGGCUAGAGAAAUUAUCAACCAUAGAUCCCUUCGUCAUCCUAAUAUAAUCCGGUUCAAGGAGGUCGUAUUGACACCAACACAUCUAGCAAUAGUGAUGGAAUAUGCUGCCGGGGGAGAACUUUUUGAUCGUAUUUGCACCGCAGGUCGAUUUAGUGAAGAUGAGGCAAGGUAUUUCUUCCAACAAUUGAUCUCUGGAGUCUCAUUCUGCCAUUCCAUGCAAAUAUGUCACCGAGAUUUGAAGCUGGAAAAUACGCUUUUAGAUGGGAGUCGAGCACCUCGCCUCAAAAUAUGCGACUUUGGUUAUUCAAAGUCGUCACUUUUACAUUCGAGACCCAAAUCAACAGUCGGCACUCCGGCUUAUAUUGCUCCAGAAGUUCUUUCUCGUCGAGAGUAUGAUGGCAAGUUGGCUGAUGUGUGGUCAAUUGGUGUCACACUGUAUGUGAUGCUAGUGGGAGCAUACCCUUUUGAAGAUCCAUCUGACCCCAAAAAUUUCAGAAAAACCAUCACUCGUAUUAUGGCGGUUCAGUACAAGAUCCCGGACUAUGUUCACAUAUCUCAGGAAUGCAAACAACUACUAUCACGCAUAUUCGUCGCGAAUCCUUUACGGAGGAUUACAAUGAAGGAAAUCAAAAGUCAUCCAUGGUUCUUGAAGAACUUGCCGAAAGAGCUCACGGAAGCGGCUCAAGCCAACUAUUAUCAACGAGACAACCCCAUUUUUUCCGUUCAAAGCGUGGAUGAGAUCAUGAAGAUUGUAGCCGAGGCAAGAAAUCCUCCGCCAUCGUCAAAAUCGGUAGGGUAUUUUGGUUGGGGAGCAGAGGAAGAUGAGGAUGAAAAGGAGGAAGAAGUUAAUGAGGAAGAUGUAGAAGAAGAGGAUGAAUAUGAAAAGAGGGUGAAAGAGGUUCAUGCUAGUGGUGAAUUUAAUGUUGUUUAAGCUCAUAUGAUGUAUUGUAUUAUGGAUUAUAAUACUAGUUUUUAUUCUUUUGUAAGAUUAUAUAUAAUGUAAUAAAGUAUGGUGAUUAAUGAUCAAACAUUAGCUUUAAUCAUA